This is a messenger RNA of Podarcis raffonei (Aeolian wall lizard), 3112 nucleotides long. Its product is annotated as guanylate-binding protein 1-like. Lineage: Eukaryota; Metazoa; Chordata; Lepidosauria; Squamata; Lacertidae. Bases 289 to 2496 code for a protein of 735 amino acids. The record is from RefSeq and is a predicted model, not a curated record. The transcript is spliced from 12 exons. Gene Ontology annotation, molecular function: GTPase activity; GTP binding.
CCCGCCCCCUUGGCCAGGAAGCGGCCCAUUGUUGGCGGCGCCCAUGAGGCUGGAUGCAGCAUCCUGUUCUCAGGAGAUGGAACAGGUCCAGGCAGCUGGGAUUCAGGAGCAUUUUGCCGCCUUUGGCCCCCUUCUAGGUGGUCUCGUCCUCGUUUAAAGCCAUGUCCAAAUCGGUGGCCGUCCUUGCCUCCCGUGGCAGUUCGGAUUGGCAGAUCUUGGGGCUUCUAGCAAACAAAAAGGAGGGGAAAUUCUGCUCGAGGAAAUCUCUGGACUUUUCUGACUUGACUUAUGAGCCUCGCCCUCUGCUCCGCCUGCCCGGUGCCACCUUCCAUUGGGCUCGGGCGAAACGAGCCCGAUUUCCUCGCCAUCUCCUUCGAGGUUUUGUUUGCACUUGUCUUGCUGCUGCUGCUGCGACUAGCGUUGGAUCUUUGCAGAGGUGAAAUCGCCAGGCAGAGAAUAAAGGAAGAGAGAGGGGCGCUUUCCAAGAAAGAGAUCCAGAGCGAACCCAUCAUCUUUUCCACGAUGGCCCCAGGGCAGGUCCACAUGGAGGCUCCUGUUUGCCUAAUUGAGAACAUGCCAGACGGGAAGCUUGUGGUGAACCGGGAGGCUGCAGAGGUGCUUGCCAGGAUCUGCCAGCCAGUGGUGGUGGUGGCCAUUGCGGGGUUGUACCGCACUGGCAAGUCCUACCUCAUGAACAGGCUUGCCGGCAAGAGAAAAGGUUUCCGUUUGGGUGCCACGGUGCAGGGGCUCACGAAGGGCAUCUGGAUGUGGUGCCUCCCUCACCCCCACAGGCCUGACCUCACACUGCUGUUGCUGGACACAGAAGGGUUGGGUGAUGUGCAGAAGGGAAACACACAGAAUGACUCGUGGAUCUUUGCCCUGGCCAUUCUGCUCAGCAGCACCCUGGUGUACAACAGCAUGGGCACCAUUGAUCAAAAUGCGCUGGAGAACCUGCACUACGUCACUGAGCUGACAAAAAGGAUUAAAGCCAAAGCUUCCUCCGGGGAAGAUGAAGAGGAGGAGAACUCUGCCGAAUUUGUCCGUUUCUUCCCAGACUUCAUCUGGGCAGUGCGGGAUUUCACACUACAGCUGGAGAUAGAUGGAUACCCUGUAACUGAGGACGGGUACCUGGAGAAUGCCUUGAGACUGCAGACAGGUAAUAGUGAGCAAAUCCAGAGGUGCAACAUGCCCAGGUCGUGCAUCCGCAGAUUCUUUCCUUCGCGGAAAUGUUUCACCUUUGACCGCCCAGCUAGCAGGAAAAAGUUGUCCCGGCUGGAGGAACUGGAAGAAGAGGAUUUGGAGGAAGAUUUCUUGGAGCCGGUGGCUCGUUUCUGCCAACACAUCUGGGAGACAUCGCGACCCAAGACAGUUCCAGGAGGCCAAGUUGUGACAGGGAGAAUGCUUCAGAACCUGGUGAAGACCUACGUCAAUGCUAUCAACAGCGGGGAUUUACCCUGCUUGGAGAAUGCCGUGCUGGCCCUGGCAGAGAUUGAGAACGCAGCAGCUGUGCGUGAUGCCAUUUCCUGUUACGAAGAGCGGAUGGGGCAGCGGUUGAACCUGCCCACGGGCUCCGUCAAUGAGCUGCUGGCGGUGCACGCUGAGUGUGAGAGGGAAGCCACUGGCAUCUUCAUGGCCCGUGCCUUUGGCGAUGAGUUGGUAAAAAAAUCACAAGAGAAGCUUGAGCAAGAGCUGAAGCAGAAAAAGGAAGAGUUCUGCAAGAAGAAUGAGCAGGCGUCUUUUGACCGCUGCUUUGCUGUGCUGACGGAUCUUUCCCAGGAGCUAGAAGAUGAGCUCCGGAUGGGAAUUUACUCUGUGCCUGGUGGCUACCAGCGUUAUCUGGAGAAACGGGACGAAAUAGAGAAGAAAUACCACUUGGUACCUGAGAAAGGAAUUCAGGCAGACAAAGCUCUUGAAGAAUUCCUGAAAUCCAAGCAGACGGUGGCAAACUCUCUCCUUCAGAUGGACCACGCCCUGACCGACAAAGAGAAGGAAAUUGAAGCCCAGCGCGCUCAGGCCGAAGCAGCCCAGCUGCAGCAGAAGCUGUUGGAGCAGGAGCAGGCCAGACUGAAGCAAAUGAUGGAGGAUGAGAAGCGAAGCCACGAUGAACAGCUCCGGCUGUUGAAGGAGAAGAUGGAGAAAGAGAAGAAGUUGAUGGAAGAGGAAACAGAAAAGAUGAUACGGCAUAAACUCAAGGAACAAGAGGAACUGCUGAGGGAAGGAUUUCAGCAGAGGGCCAGUGAGAUGGAAGAUGAAAUCCAACGUCUCAAAGAAGAAAGUAAAAACUCCAAGGUGGCCCUUGUUCUGUCUGCUAUAGAAAAAGUUGUGUCAGCUGUAUCACCUUUAGCAACACAGGUUAUGCAGUACAGGAUGCAGAGUAACAUGCUUUCCAGUGCUCUAAAUCCUCAAAGGAGUGAAAGUGCACCACAGAGUGUAAAAAGCACACCAAGGAGUAAAAACCCACCCAAGAAUGUAAGGAGCACACCAAAGAAAAAGUAGUUCCAGCAUGGGAAUAAAUGGGGCUAGUUGUUCUUAGUUUUCUGCUGACUUCCCUAUCUUAUCACCUCAUCCACACCUUCAUUGCAGUGUUAUGUACAGAUCCGUGUUUGAAAUUCGCCAAGCGCAUUUUGCACCUGGUUACUGGCCACUUUGGGAGCAGGUGAAGGUGGAUGCCUGGGGAUCCUUAGCUCUUGCCUGUUUUAAACAUCCUGUAGAAUUCUCUGUAAUAUUUUAUCUGCACAAAUUUCAGGAACCAAAAAGUUGUAUUGAAAAAUAUGACCUUUGAGCUGCCUGGCCCCAAAAUGGCAACCAGACAUUCUGUUUUUGGCGACUGUAACCUGUUAGUAUUUCCCGCCCCCAAUGCUGCAGAUGAGAUUGGUGUAAAUCACAUGCCUGUCUGGGAAGAGUGGAGGAGCAGAAGACGGUCUUAUCUCUUCCGCUGUAUGUACUGUUUUAAGGAGCCAUUUGGCGCCCAGCUUAUAUAUCUGAGUUUCUAACUGGCUAGAGAACUGUGAAUUGUUGUGUCCAACUUGUUUUCUUAUAUGCUAUUUCUUUUCAGGCAUGCAAAGCUGUAUAGAAAAUAAAUAAAUAAAAUAAAUGACCUGGUCUCUGCCUA